UCUCCCCUUUUUGUUUCGAAGAAAACCCCAAAAAAAAUUCCAAAAAAAAAAAAAGAAAAAAUAAUAAUCUUAGAAUCGAAACCCUAGUUUCGAUCAGGAACCCGAGAGCCUAGACCUCUCCAUUGUUGGUGGUUUGAUCGUAUUCGGCGGGUUGAUCUUGCGAUGGCGGCAGCGACUCAGUCACCGGCGGUUCAGACACCGCAGUCGCUUUCUCCGGUGGCGGUGCAGCAGUCCACGGCGAUGACGGGACAUACUGCGGCGGCAGGAUUCGCCAAUGCGUCUCUGUACGUGGGCGAUCUCGACACUGCCAUCGGCGAAGGACAACUGUACGAUCUGUUCCAGCAGGUUGCGCCGGUGUUGUCCAUUAGGGUUUGUAGGGAUCAGGCGAGGCGGGCCUCCCUUGGCUAUGCGUACGUGAAUUUCGCAAGCCCUCAGGAUGCUACUAAUGCUUUGGAGCUUUUGAAUUUCACACCUCUCAAUGGGAAACCUAUCCGGAUUAUGUUCUCUCAUCGUGAUCCUAGUAUUCGAAAAAGUGGCUUUGCCAAUGUUUUUAUUAAAAACUUGGACCCCUCAAUAGAUAACAAGGCAUUGCUUGAUACAUUUGCUGCCUUUGGCACUGUACUCUCUUGCAAAAUAGCCCUUGACAACAAUGGUCAAUCCAAAGGAUAUGGAUUUGUACAGUUUGAGCAGGAGGAGGCUGCCCAAAAUGCAAUCAAACGGUUGAAUGGCAUGUUAAUAAAUGAUAAACAAGUUUAUGUUGGACUUUUCGUUCGUCACCAAGAAAGGAACCGAGGAAAUGGUUCACCAAAGUUUACUAAUGUGUAUGUGAAAAAUUUGUCUGAAACAACCACUGAUGAUGACCUUAAAAACAUUUUUGGAAAGUUUGGUUCCAUCACUAGUGCUGUUGUUAUGAGGGAUGCAAGUGGGAUGUCCAAAUGUUUUGGUUUUGUAAACUUCCAGAGCUCAGAUUCUGCUGCUGCUGCAGUUGAGCAUCUGAAUGGUGCCACUUUCAAUGAUGACAAGGUCUGGUACGUGGGGAAGGCUCAAAGGAAAUCAGAGAGGGAGGCUGAGUUGAGAGCAAAAUUUGAACAGGAAAGAAAGAAUAAAUUUGAAAAAUUUAAAGGUGCUAAUUUGUAUCUGAAAAAUCUUGAUGAUAGCGUAAAUGAUGAAAAACUGAAAGAGCUAUUUUCUGAGUUUGGAACUAUAACGUCAUGCAAGGUCAUGCUAGAUCCACAAGGGCUCAGCAAAGGCUCUGGUUUUGUUGCCUUUUUAACCCCUGAGGAAGCUACCAGAGCUUUAAAUGUGAUGAAUGGAAAGAUGAUUGGACGCAAACCUCUGUAUGUUGCUGUGGCCCAACGGAAAGAGGAAAGGAAGGCCCGCCUGCAGGCGCAAUUUGCUCAAAUCCGAUCACCUGGGGCACUGACACCCUUGCAAUCUGGAGUGCCUGGAUUUCAUUCUGGGGCACCUAGACUUGCCCCUCAGCAGCUCUAUUUUGGUCAAGGUACUCCUGGUCUAAUACCCACUCAGCCAGCAGGGUAUGGAUUCCAGCAGCAACUCAUGCCUGGAAUGCGGCCUGGUGUUGCACCAAACUUCAUUAUGCCAUACCAGCUUCAGAGGCAAGGACAGCCUGGACAACGGAUGGGUGUAAGGAGAGGUGGGAACUCCCAACAGAUGCAGCAUCAGCAACAGCCAUUGCUGCACCGAAACUCCAAUCAAAGCUAUCGGUACAUGGCAAAUGGACGGAAUGGAGUGGACCCAUCCAUGGUUCCUCAAGGCCUCAUGGGGCCAGUGAUGCCAUUACCUUUUGAUGUUUCUGGGAUGCCUGUUUCUCCUAUGGACAUUCAGCGAACUGGGCCAGUGCCUAUGUCAACACUUGCAUCUGCUCUUGCUUCUACUACCCCCGAUAAUCAGCGACUGAUGUUGGGUGAACAGUUGUUUCCUCUUGUGGAGCGUAUUGAACGUGAAACUGCAGGAAAAGUGACUGGGAUGUUGCUAGAGAUGGACCAAACAGAGGUGCUCCAUCUCAUUGAGUCUCCUGAUGCUCUGAAGAUCAAAGUGGCUGAGGCUAUGGAAGUCCUUCGUGCAUCUUCAUCAGGAAAUGAUGUUGGUGAUCAGCUUGGCUCGUUGACGCUCAAUGAAUGAAGUGACUCAUAUUUAUUGGUAUACAUGCAAAUUGCGACAGGGGCCCCAGUUUUUAUAGGGCUUGAUUGAUAAGGGAAGGAUUUUUAUUUUUAUUUUUUAUAAUUUUUGGGAGUGUUGUCUAGAAAAUUCUCUAGGAACUGUUCUGGAUGGUAGUGUUAUAUCGAGCACAGCUUGAUUGGUGGAUUUUUUUUUUUUUUUUUUUUUGUCCAUUUUUAGGCUCUUUUGACUUGGUAUGGAAAGGGGGGUUAUGGAUUUGUUUUUGGGAUAAUUGGGGAUUUGAAAGCUGCAAGGAUUUUAGGACAUCUAUUUGUCAUAAAGCCCAUUUCUUUUAGAAUAUUGUCAUUGACCAAUUUUAUUUCAGACUUAUAGGAGUUAUUUUUUGUA
Vitis riparia (riverbank grape) is the source of this 2526-nucleotide messenger RNA. RefSeq names its product polyadenylate-binding protein 3-like. Gene Ontology annotation, cellular component: ribonucleoprotein complex. The record is from RefSeq and is a predicted model, not a curated record. Gene Ontology annotation, molecular function: RNA binding. NCBI's taxonomy places the organism in Eukaryota, Viridiplantae, Streptophyta, Magnoliopsida, Vitales, Vitaceae. Bases 163 to 2142 code for a protein of 659 amino acids. The transcript has 7 exons.